This is a messenger RNA of Habropoda laboriosa, 579 nucleotides long. Its product is annotated as thymidylate kinase-like. Gene Ontology annotation, biological process: dTTP biosynthetic process; dTDP biosynthetic process; dUDP biosynthetic process. Bases 1 to 579 code for a protein of 192 amino acids. Gene Ontology annotation, molecular function: dTMP kinase activity; ATP binding. Lineage: Eukaryota; Metazoa; Arthropoda; Insecta; Hymenoptera; Apidae. The transcript has a single exon. The record is from RefSeq and is a predicted model, not a curated record. Gene Ontology annotation, cellular component: cytoplasm.
AUGGACGGUAGCGGUAAAUCUACGCAGGUAAAGAAAUUAACAAAUCGUCUGGAUGAAAACAAUCAACCGUGGAUUUAUAGUCGUGAAGCAGGUUCGACAGAAGCAGGUCUAGCAAUGCGGGACAUUCUUCUCAAUCAACCAUUUUCAAAGGACUUGGAUAACUUCACGCGCAUCUGUCUAUUUGCAGCCAGUUAUCGUGAAGGACUGACCAAGAAGAUCUUGCCUGCAUUGGAAGAAGGUAAAUGGGUGGUCAGUGAUCGAACAAACAUUUCUUCAAUCGUCUAUCAAGGUGCAAUGGAAGAAUUUCCAGAAGCAAUUAUCUUGAACAAUGAAAUCAAACAGCCAGAUCUUGUUAUCAUCUUAGACAUCGAUCAUGCUUCAUUUGUCAAACGUCAAGAGUUUAAAGACCGAGAUCACAUGGAAAAUGAAUUGGUUCAGGAUAAAGACAAAUUUAAUUUUUUACGAGACAAGUAUAUAUCUUAUGCGAGAAAGUACACCAACGUAGUUGUCAUCGAUGCCCGCCAGCAUGUCGAUACAAUUCAUGAGGCUAUAUUCCACGCCAUUGAGCGAUCUGAGUAA